AAGGGAUGCUCACCUCUGACCAGGAAUAUGCCCACUCCCAGAUUGGACACAUUUGAGGACGAGGACUGGUCCGCCGGGUAUUGAUUGGUCUCCCGCUGGACUUCUUCAACUAGACUUGAGAUUGUCAUCUCAAGACAAGAUCAAGGCAAAUACGCAGCUUCAGCCAAAUUUUGGCAUCUGCCGAAGAGGAGCGCUGACUUUGACCGUGUCUGGAAGCACUUGACGGCAAUGGCGUGCACUCCUCAGAUUCGGCCGGUCUUUGCCGUCUAACCCGAGCCCAAACAGGAAGUCGGUUAUGGGACGUUGAGCGAUGACGACGGGAGACGAGCGGCGGCGGACGGCGGAGGAGUCGUAAUGAUCAUGUGGCCCCCGAGAGGAUGAUCAGCUCAGCGGCGGCCCGUCCGGAUCGCUCAGCCGCCUCGUCUCAGGUGAUUAGGGAAAGCCCGCCGGACGCCGAGUCAGCACACUCGCACGCUGAGAUGACCCAGGAACAGUGCAGUCAUAGGAACAAUGUCCAGAGUUCUGAGCAAGCGCAAGUGUACAAAGUGGGAAUCUACGGCUGGAGGAAACGCUGCCUUUACUUCUUUGUGCUGCUGCUGAUGAUCCUCAUCCUGGUCAACCUGGCGCUCACCGUCUGGAUCCUCAAGGUCAUGAACUUCACCAUCGAUGGCAUGGGCAACCUGAGAAUAACAGAGAAGGGCCUCAAGCUGGAAGGCGACUCGGAGUUCCUUCAACCUCUCUAUGCCAAAGAAAUCCAGUCCAAACCGGGUCGCCCCCUGUACCUGCAGUCGUCCCGAAACGUAUCGGUCAACAUCGUCAACAGCAACAACCAGCUGCUCACGCAACUCGUAACAGGAUCCGGUGGGUUCAAAGCGCGAGGCAAGAUGUUUGAGGUCAAAUCCACAUCCGGCAAACUCCUCUUCUCGGCCGACGAGCAGGAGGUGGUGGUGGGCGCCGAGAGGCUCCGGGUGAUGGGCGCCCAGGGAGCCGUGUUCAGCAAGUCGGUGGAGACGCCGCACGUCCGGGCCGAGCCUUUCAAGGAGUUGCGGCUGGAGUCUCCCACCCGCUCCCUGCUCAUGGAGGCCCCCAAAGGCAUCCAGAUCCUGGCCGAGGCCGGGGACAUCCAAGCCAUCUGCAGGAACGAGCUGCGACUGGAGUCCAAAGACGGAGAGAUCUCGCUGGACGCCCGCCGCAUCCGCCUGAUGCGUCUGCCGGAGGGCAAGGCGUCCACCGCCGGCGCCUCGUCGUCCGGCACCAGGCAGACGGUCUACGAGGUUUGCGUUUGCCCCAACGGGAGACUUUUCCUCUCCCAGGCCGGCACCGGAUCCACCUGCCAAAUCAGCAACAACGUCUGCCUCUAGGAUUAGAGACACGGGGACUCGCACGGGAACUGAUCACGGAGGCCCUGAUCCGUAGUUUUCGAAAUAAGCGGGGCAGGGGGCGGAGCCUCUGGACGCUGUAUUUAUUACGUCAUAUUCCGGGAAUUCAAUCAGCUCGACUAACUGAAACUAAUGUGUUUGUUUGUUUUAUGUUCCUCCUUGCUCCUCCGGACAGAUUGUUGGGAAUAUCCAAGAGGAAUAAUUGCUUUGAAAUGGCGUGACCCUAAACUGCCAUACACACGUUUUGUCACAUGAGCCCGGCCGGAGAGGUGAGAGACUCCGAUCAGGUGAGAGACUCCGAUCCGGUGGCCGAGCCCCGCCCACUCUCCCGUGGCUUUGGAAUUGUGCUUUUUGGUCACUUUGAGGAUUUACUGCGACACCACUGAUGUAUUAGACUGCCACCCUAAUGUCAAGCUAACGUUGUUGUUGUUGUUGUUGUUUUUUUUAAUCUUACCCUUGAGUUUUCAAACAUUGUUUAAAAAAAAAACAGAAAGCAUUUGCAUUCAAGCACAUUGUAAUGCUGGAUGCUCUCUCAAAGCGACAAGCUCCAAUUUCAGGUUCCCAUUGCCAGAUGCUUUCGAGUUUGUGGAUAAAUGAGGUUGCUAUCCUUGUUCAAAACGCUGGAAGGUUGAGCGCGGGCUGAAAUUUUGAAAGCAUUUGCGUAUUUUCCCACGCUCCCGUGCGCUCUUAGCCAAACAAGCGGCAGGUAUAUAAAGGUGUCCUCGGUUUGAAACUAGGUCGGGGGGUUUCAGCGUAGUAAAACUACGAGAGCCCACUCGAGUUUUCACUGUCUCUGAGACAAACGGCGGAAGCGACAGAGGAUGUGUCACCGAAAAACGGAUUAAACGUCAAUAGGAAAACUACUCCAAAAAACCCGAAAGCCUGCGGUGAGGGAUUUGUGUGUGCCCAGCCAACAUCCUGGCGAAUUACGCGACACGGUUCCGACAAAAUAUGCGACUCGUGCCGAAAUGUCCCCGUUUUGUUUUCCCUUUUCCGUCGUGCCACCAUCUCAGCUCCAGUUUGGUGGCAAUUGUUUGGACUGCGAUGCGUUCUCCAGCUGUGGUCAGCCCUUCUUGUUUCUUGCACAAGGAGGAAGUGCGCCUGUGCCUUCCUUACACUUGUGGCAAAAAGAAGCACAUCAUCAUCAUCAUCACCACCACAUGGCCUCCACUUUGCCGCCAUCCCAACGCAACGAGCAUCCGGAAUUCAUCAUGUCCCAAAAUCUCAUGUCCUCAAAUAAUGCGCAAAAGGUUAAAUAAAUCAAGAGCCGCUACGGCUUGCCACAUUGAGAUCAUCAUCAGGCAACGAUCGCUCAACACCAAGAAGAGGGAGUUGACGAGCUACUAAUCAAUCAAUAAUUGGCCACUAUUUGAGGAAAUGCGGUCUUUUUUCAAUUUGUACACUCUGUGUUAUGCCUUUUGAGUUGAAUCGUGUGCACAGUUUCUCACAAUUGUGUGUGUGUGUGUGUGUGUGCGUGCUGAGUGUUAAAUGUGUGCUACUUUGACUUUUGACCUUUGGUUUGGUUUUUCUGCCCAAACUCAAAAGACGACCAAGAAGGGAAGCGACGCUUGGAUUGAAAUCGGCUUGGUUUUUUUGGGUUUAUUCUUCAGUCCAUAACUUGACAACCAUGGACGUUUUUUUUCUUUGUUUGUUUUUUUAAACGUGCCAGAAUAAAGAGGCAUUGUUCAGAAUGCUCGCACUGGUCA
Syngnathus acus (greater pipefish) is the source of this 3085-nucleotide messenger RNA. It is a transcript of the gene sgcd, whose product is annotated as sarcoglycan, delta (dystrophin-associated glycoprotein). Bases 378 to 1361 code for a protein of 327 amino acids. Lineage: Eukaryota; Metazoa; Chordata; Actinopteri; Syngnathiformes; Syngnathidae. The record is from RefSeq and is a predicted model, not a curated record. Gene Ontology annotation, cellular component: sarcolemma; sarcoglycan complex. The transcript is spliced from 10 exons. Gene Ontology annotation, biological process: cardiac muscle tissue development; heart contraction.